Molecule: messenger RNA, 4880 nt
Organism: Athalia rosae (coleseed sawfly)
Lineage: Eukaryota; Metazoa; Arthropoda; Insecta; Hymenoptera; Athaliidae
Gene: Sk2
Product: sphingosine kinase 1-like
Exons: 8
Coding region: 1255-3210 (651 amino acids)
Biological process (GO): sphingosine biosynthetic process
Cellular component (GO): membrane; cytoplasm; intracellular membrane-bounded organelle
Source: RefSeq, a predicted model, not a curated record
UACCACUUGUCGACAGUGUAUUUUACUAUUUUACCCUAUGAUUUCACCCUGUCUUAUCCAUGAAGAUGAUAAAAUUCUAUUCGUUAAUGCAGGAAGUAUGCUUCAAGGCGUGUUCAAUGCAUGUGUCUCUUGAAUCGGAUGGGUCAACGCAAUAGAUAUCUAAAAAACGUUACAUGCCGCGCAGGAUUCAGGCUCAAAUUGAGCCUGCUGAUCCAGGGAAUGGUAUUUGGUAUUCGGCUACUGCCUACCAGACUGAGCAAAGAGAGUAACCUAUUGUAACCAGGGCAAGAGGGAAUACUAAGGAUAAAUUAAACGUCCUGGAUGAUGACAGUAAAAAUGUGAAACAUGGUUUUUUCAUACGAUUCACAUGCACAAGUGGGCAACGAGGGUAUUAGUGUGACAACUACAUUCAUCGCCAGAGAAGCAAAGCGCGAGUGGCGUAACGUGGCCAGGUUAUAAAGCCGAGGUGUUUGAGCCUCGAUAUCGAAGAGAGGAGAAUCAGUGAUUCAGUAAACGCCUGACGCGAGACGUCGUAAGGUGUAUAAUAACGUCCGGUGUCGCACGCGAUCACUGAUAAUUGACAAACUGGUCAUCAGAUAAUAAGGUCUAGUUAAAUUUGGCUAAACAGAUCAGGGGUUAGCGGUGAAUUAACCAGCAUUAUCCGCAUUAUCACCGGUAAAAUUUUGGCAAUGAAACUCCAUUUACAUUUUCAUCUCUUUAGGAAAGAUUUAUGUAGAAAGAUAUUUUCUGAAAAUACUUGUUUUGUUGAUGAAUGAAAUUCACUGAAAAUUAACUCAAAUAAGUCAUAAAUUUAUGUACUGGAAAUUUCUGUCGGCUUAAUCAUCUACUGAUCUGAUGAAAAGUGAAAGAACCUUCAAUAGAACGUGAAUAUCUCAUAGUGCAAAGAAACAUCUGCGGUGUAAUUUCGCUCACAAUAAUAAAUAAAUCAUCAAUAUAAGACGUGCAGUAAAUGGAUGAAUGAAAGAUUGUGAACUAUCGAUCGAAUAUUCUAAUUAUUGUGAGUUAUAUUGUUGAAGUUUAAAACCGUUGAAAAACCAAUCAUACGAUUAUACCACGAUACAGAAUCAUGAAUAAUUCCAUCUCGAUAUCGGUGAGCUUCGAAACAAGAUCAUUAAUUGAUCACAGUGCCUGAUAAGAAGUUGAAGAACAUUUGGAACAAGAAAUCGACAAACUAACAGUGCAUCAUUUUUUCCACGUUAUUGUUGUUGUAUUACGUCUGUUUUCAUUUUCGCGAUGGAGGUGGACACUCAAAUUCACGGGGAUGCCGUGCUCGAAGAAACAUUUUACAUAACCUCCAAGAAAAACACAUUUUACCGGGUCAAAUUGUCAGAAAAAGGCCUGAGUCUUCAGAAAGAAAGCAAUGGUUGUACAAAAACAGAAACAAUCGCUCUAGCCGAUAUCAUAGGAUGCAGAUGCAUGCGUUCAAAAAAACGCAACGCUGGCUCGUGCGUUUGUCAUCCUGGGGCAUCCAGGAACCAACUAAGAGCGGUCGAAUCUAAUGAGAACAUUCAACCCUUUGAUGAGUUCGACACAUCUGCUUAUCUCUACAUUUACGCUUAUCCGUUGAAGAAGUCAGCCAGAGUUAAGGGCACGAGGAAGAGGGAGAGAAGCACCCUUACACUACGAUUCCGGAGCUUUGAUAGAUACGAAGAUAAUUUCAGGGAAGCUAGCAGGUGGCGACUCGCUAUCAAAUGUCUCAUCGCCAAGUUGCCAGUUCCAAAAAUGCUGCUUAGCCCCAGCCACGGGAAUCUGGAUUCGAUUCUCAGCGCGUGUCCCGGAGAAGAUCGCAAGCUCUUGGUCCUUCUCAAUCCAAAAUCUGGACCAGGAAGAGCGAGGGAAACUUUUCAACGCAGAAUUCACCCAAUUUUAUCAGAAGCCGAAAGGUCCUACGAUAUCCAUAUAACGAAGUACCCAAAUUACGCCAGGGAUUUUGUCAAGUCGAAGAACAUUUAUCAGUGGAGUGGUCUACUCAUGGUCGGUGGAGAUGGCAUAGUUUUCGAAGUUGUGAACGGGCUUUUCGAAAGACCAGAUUGGGAGAGAGCGGUACAACAAUUACCACUUGGUAUUAUUCCUUGUGGAUCGGGAAAUGGACUGGCCAAAUCAAUUGCUCAUGCCAAUCAGGAACCAUUUGAUCUAAAUCCGAUGCUGAUCAGUACAUUGGCAGUGGUCAAGUGCAGAAGAACUCCGAUGGAUCUGGUGCGCGUAGAGACGAGAAACCAGAUUAUGUUCUCAUUCCUUUCGGUGGGUUGGGGUUUGAUAUCGGAUAUUGAUAUCGAGAGCGAACGUCUCCGAGCUAUCGGUGGUCAAAGAUUCACGAUUUGGAGUGUCGCGAGACUCAUUGGACUCCGAACUUACAAGGGAAAAGUCUCUUAUCUACCCUGUGAGAAAUUAUUUGCCAAAGAAAAUGAAAGUAAUGGUGACAACAGCUUUCAAAAAGAGCGACAGGCUAAUGCAACUGAAAAAAUUGCACACUCCAAAAGCUAUGGGGAAGAUCUUGACCGGUACAGAAGUCUUUCCGAAUCGAGGAGCUUUCACGAUGCAAUAGACAACGAUCAGCUCAGUACUGGUCAGCGGAAGUUAUCGGGCAUUGGAGGUAGCGAAGAAGACGUCAUAAUGGACAACAUGGCACUGGAAACUGAAAAUCCGAGCAGGCGAAGGCUGGACAGCUUCUACUCUGCUACUUCUAGGAGAUCGACGUAUUACAGUGCUGGCGGAGUCUCCAGCUAUCAAAGUCUGAAUGAUUCUCAGGGAACUGACUUGGGCCGAGGCAAUCCAGGAGAAACUCGUAUUAUGUAUGGCCCUGCGUCGACCUUACCAGCGUUAACUGCCGCACUUCCUUCUUCGUGGACUCAGAUUGAAGGUGAGUUCAUAAUGGUCCAUGCAUCAUACCAGUCACACCUUGGUCAAGAUUUCCUCUUUGCACCUCGUGCAAAAUUAGCUGAUGGUAUAAUCUGGCUACUGAUUAUCAGAGCAGGUAUAACGAGGGGUCACCUUCUGCAGUUUUUGUUAGGCUUAAGCAACGGUUCUCACCUCUCGUGUCCCGGAGUAGAAAUGAUUCCAGUAACAGCUUUUCGAAUUGAACCAGCUGAGGGAUUUGUUGGCAUUUUAACUGUCGAUGGAGAAGCUGUAGAUUAUGGCCCACUUCAGGCAGAGGUGUUUCCGUCAUUAGCAAAUGUCAUGAGCACCUGAUGAUUAUGUUGAUUGUGAUACUGAUUAUCUCAGAGCAGCUAAUUGUAUGAAAAAUCGAUUUUCUGCGAAUUGAAUCAAAAUAACUACGGAAUCACAGCCUAGGCUUUAGAGUCGUUUAAAAACUUGAGAGAUAUUCGAUUAUUUAUGAGAGUUAAAUUUUGAGAAUUUUCUAGUCGAUGCUAUCCCAAAAUUUGAAUAGGGAUAGUGACUUUAGUUCUCAGGAGAUGUAAAUACAACGCCGGUCAAUUUCUCAAAGACUGGUUUAAAAAAUGUGAAUAACUGUACUUUACUUGUUGAAUUAUGUUACAAUUAUUCAACUGAGAGUUGUGAAAGUUUUGAGAAAUUCGGUUAUUUAACUAGAUUAUGGGUGACCAUAAUCGUUGAUUCAGGUUUGUAUUAUACAAUUACUCCGCUGCCAUUCCAAAGUAGCAAAAACCAUUGGCUUAGAAUUUCUAUUGAAAAAUCGUUCCUGCUUUCAAAGCUUUUAUUAUAAUAUGCAUCAGCAUAGUUUUCUAUUAUUAUUAUUAUUAUUAUUAUAGCUAUCAAUAAUUAUUCCAAGAACAGUUGUUCUAGCUAAGUAUGAAGUCGUAAAAUCUAUGGUAGCAUUUAUCGAGUAUUAUUCAAAGAUGAUCAAAAUAAUGACGGGCCGUUAUAGCCCGAUGAUCCGCUGUAGUGUCGUUUCAAAUGCAGUGGUCAGUUUCUAGGCCCGAUAGUUAGAGUAUCAGAUCAUUAUUUAUGUAUUAACAAUCAUUCAAAAGGUGUUCCAACUACGAGGUUAAUAACAUUAAGAACAAUAACAUAGAACGCCCCAAGCGAAUUAUUCCUAUCAAUUUACUUCAAUGAUGAAGCGAUCGAGUAGAUAUUUACCUCAUGCGGAUGAACAAAUCGAAAUGUUGUUGCAUGAAUUUACAUUUUUAAACAUAUAAAAACUGAACAUACGUUUGAAGUAUAUACAAAUUUCUUUGUUAUUAUAGGAUUUUAUAAAUAAAUUUCUUAUUGAAACAGAUAAAGUAUGCAGCUCCCCGUAGCUAUAACUAUUACUAAAUAUUCACGAUAUGCUCAAUCCUAGAUUUUCGCGUAAUUUAACAUACUAUACAAAAAUUAUAAUAAUACUAAACUGUUAUGUGGUUGUUGUGUUGAUCGGUAUUAUUUAUUUUUAUUUCAUUGGGAUAUUAUAAACAAGAAUUGCUUCCAUGCUAUAAUUUUAUGUAUUUGUAUAAAUGUGAAAACAAACAAAGCGGCAAUAUUGAAAGUGAACUUCGCAUUUUAAUUAUGAAUAAUCAAAAAGCGGAAAAAAUCGUUGAUUUAAAUUAUCGUACCAUGAAAUGCAUAGUCUGCUAGUUUUUAUUGUAAAUACAUAUGUAACAAUCGUGUAAUUAGGUGCUGAAAGGUUAUUGUAAUACGUAAGUGAAAUGUUGAUAAUGAUGGUAAUUUUGUGCCAACCUAAACAACGUACUGAAGCGAUAUUAUACUUAACGUCAGGAAUAUGAGUGGUCAAAACGUUGGAAAUAAAAACGAAAAAAAAAAACAAACAAAAGAGAAAAGAUGUUUGAUGGUGAUAGUCUGCUGUUUAGUAAAGUUAGACUGCUGGAAUUUCAACGACCAACGGUGUCAAAUAACAAAUUAAUUCAACUAUUUGAGAAAUGUUAAUAAAAAUGUGAGAAAACUCA